CGAGGAGGUUCGCGCGGUGUGAGGUGGGAAAGGCGGGCUGUUAUGUGUCUGUGCGGCUAGUCUGUGGGAUUUAGUGCGUCUGUGCCCAGUCACAUCAUUUGCCAGCAUUGUGUGGGUUGUGUUCGCCCUAUAAACGACCGUUCAGCUCAGCAACUGAAUUUCAAAUAACAUUUUGGUUCUCCAAACCUGUUAUUAUUACAUUAAAAAUACAACUACAUCACAGGAAGUACCAAGAGAUAUGACUGAUUGGUCCAACAAAAGCCCACUGGAGUGGCAAGACUACUUAAACAAAGAAGUAAAGGUCUCUGCUGACGAAAAGAAUGAUUACCAGGGGUGGCUUGUAACAGUGGACCCAGUUUCUGCUAGCAUUGUGCUGGCUAAUUUCCAGGAAGACCAGAAAACAUUAAUCCGGGUGAUCAUGGGGCAUGCAGUGCAGGAAGUACAAGUGGUGAAGGGAGCAGAUGAGGCAACAAAAGACAGACUUGCUCAUCUCUUUACCCCCAGAGAAACCACAAUCCCCUACAGUAAAGAAGAUUUGGAAAAAAAGAAACUAAGUUUAAAGAACUGGCUGGAGCAAAACAACAUCCCUGUGGCUGUACAAGGGGAAUCCCACACAGUGUUGUGCGUGGCUGGUGUAUUAACAAUUGACCCUCCAUAUGGGCCAGAGAACUGCAGUAGCGCUAAUGAAAUAAUUUUGUCACGUGUUCAAGGACUUCUACAAGGUUUUCUACAUAACCAGGGGGAAACCAUGCUUCAUCCACACUAGCCUUCUUAACAAAGAUUUAUACUAAAUGUAUUGGGGGCUGAAAUGGAGAGGAUUGAAUUAUACUGUUCAGGUGAUAUGUAAAUAAAAUUCACAUUUGCAUUGUA
This is a messenger RNA of Xenopus tropicalis (tropical clawed frog), 870 nucleotides long. RefSeq names its product gem nuclear organelle associated protein 6 (gene gemin6). Gene Ontology annotation, cellular component: Gemini of Cajal bodies; nucleus; nucleoplasm. The transcript is spliced from 3 exons. Lineage: Eukaryota; Metazoa; Chordata; Amphibia; Anura; Pipidae. Gene Ontology annotation, biological process: spliceosomal complex assembly. The record is from RefSeq and is a predicted model, not a curated record. Bases 239 to 766 code for a protein of 175 amino acids.